AAGACAUUUCUGUAAUUAGUUGCUGUCAAAAUAAAUGCAUCACGCAUGUUUUGUUCAAAACUAACCUAAAUGUUGUGGAAUAAUUCAAUGAUAUUGCUCUAAAUAUUUAACAUUUUGAAAAAAAUAAAAUAAUGUUUAAAGUACCCGAGUGGGGAGAUGAUGUUCCAAAAGUGAAAGCUAAUUUUGCAAAGAAAUCUAAAAAAAGUAAAAAACAAACAACCAAUCCAGCUCUGACGAAACAGUCUAAAAAUAUCUCUGCUAGAUCACCACAAAAUGAGAAUAAAAAGAAAAAGAAAAGAAAUAAAAAACAAAAAACUGACAGUGCAGAAACAUCCUCCACACCCAACAAUGUGAAAGGAAAUGGACCAAGAUUUGUCUCCAAAAAAAUAAAUGGAGAUGUCCCCAGGAAAGUGUUUAAUAAUAAAAAGAAUAUUUUUAAUGAUAGUAAUAAUGAACAACACCCAAAUAAAACACUCAAAUUAAAAAAUAAAUUUAACAAAAGACCUGAAACAAACAUUGCUGAUAAGCAUAAAACUUUAUCUAAAGACGGUGAUGAUCAGAAUAUACCUAAAAAGGGUAAAAAAAGAAAGAAGCGAAUGUCUAAAAACAAAACUGCAGCAGAGCAGAAUAGUAAUGAUUUAGAUGAAGGGGUAAGUAAUGCCAAAAAGAAAAAACUUGAUGAUAAUUUCAAAAUUGACGAUCAAGAGGACUUAUUAUUUGCACAUAAUAAUAAAGCUAAAAAUGAAAAUAAAAGGAAAAAAGAUGAUAUAAAAGGUGUGCCAAUCAAAGUAAAUAAGAAGAAAGAAAAGAUAAAACAGUUGUUGGAGAAUCAAAUGCAAAGAACCCCAAUAAUAACUAGUGGGAAUAAGCUGAGGGAUAGGAUGCUGGAGAGAUUAAAAGCUGCUCAAUUCAGAUAUAUCAACGAGAAGCUGUAUACAUCAUCAGGGUCAGAUGCGCAGCAACUCUUCCAGAAUGAUCCGGCAGCAUUCCAGACAUACCAUGAGGGUUACCAGCAACAAGUCAAGAAGUGGCCCGUGAAUCCCUUGAAUCUUAUUGUUCAGAGGAUUCAGAAAAUGCCCAAGACGCACCAAAUAGCAGACAUGGGUUGCGGGGAGGCAGCAUUAUCCAAGCGCAUACCACAUAAGGUACGCUCCUUUGACCUGGUGGCCACGUCGUCGGCGGUGGAGGUGUGCGAUAUAGCGCAUACGCCGCUGCUUGCCGCAUCCAUGGACGUAGCGGUGUACUGCCUCGCACUGAUGGGCACUGACCUUACCCAGUACUUGGUUGAGGCUAAUCGGGUGUUGAAAAUUGGCGGUUACCUACUGAUAGCAGAAGUGGAGAGCAGGUUCAAUAAAGUUGAGGAUUUCACUAAGGAGGUGGAGCGGCUUGGUUUCAAACUGAAGAAUUUAGAUAAGACUCACCAAGUGUUCUUCUUCAUGGAGUUCACUAAAAUCAGAGAACCACCAGCAAAGAAAUCUAAACUGCCUGUAUUGACUCUCAAGCCUUGCUUGUAUAAGAGAAGAUGAAUAAAUAAUUUAUUUUAUAUA
Molecule: messenger RNA, 1547 nt
Organism: Manduca sexta (tobacco hornworm)
Lineage: Eukaryota; Metazoa; Arthropoda; Insecta; Lepidoptera; Sphingidae
Product: ribosomal RNA-processing protein 8
Exons: 5
Coding region: 132-1526 (464 amino acids)
Biological process (GO): regulation of transcription by glucose; rDNA heterochromatin formation; cellular response to glucose starvation
Cellular component (GO): nucleolus; rDNA heterochromatin; chromatin silencing complex
Molecular function (GO): methyltransferase activity
Source: RefSeq, a predicted model, not a curated record